UGGGGGCGGUCCCCGCCGGGACCCCGGACCAUGUCCCGCAAGCAGGCGGUGAAGGUCCGGCCCGGCGGCGGCGGCGGCAAGAAGGGCGAGGCGGAGCGGAAGCGGGACGAGCGAGCGGCGCGGCGAGCGCUGGCCAAGGAGCGGCGCAACCGGCCGGACCCCCGCGCCGACCCCCGCGCCGACCCCGGGCCCGAGGACGAGUUCGUCGGCUUCGCCAACCAGCUGCAGGCCCUGGGGCUCAAGCUGCGGGAAGUGCCGGGGGACGGCAAUUGUCUGUUCCGAGCCCUGGGCGAUCAACUGGAGGGGCAUUCACGCAGUCAUCUCAAACACCGCCAGGAAACUGUUGACUACAUGAUAAGACAGCGGGAGGAUUUUGAGCCCUUUGUGGAGGAUGACAUUCCCUUUGAAAAACAUGUUGCCAGUUUGGCAAAACCUGGUACUUUUGCUGGCAACGAUGCUAUUGUAGCCUUCGCAAGAAACCAUCAAAUGAACGUGGUGAUUCAUCAGCUUAAUGCUCCUUUGUGGCAGAUUCGUGGUACAGAUAAAUCCAACGUAAGGGAGUUGCAUAUUGCUUAUCGGUAUGGAGAACACUACGACAGCGUGCGGAGAAUAAAUGACAACUCCGAAGCUCCCGCCCAUCUGCAGACGGAGUUCCAGAUGCUUAGUAAAGGUGAAGCAGAUAGACGAGAGAAAAUCAAGCCAAAGAGGGAAGAGUUCGAAGAGGACUUGAAGGAUGAAGCAGAAGACGCUGUUCCGAAAGAUGUGAAUUUAAUAGUCCAGAACCUGGAAACUGAGAAUUACAACAUUGAAUCUGCAAUACUGGCCAUGCUUCAGAUGAACCCAGGGAAAAGAAAUGUCCCAUAUCUUUCUUCGGAAGAGUCCCAAGAGAAACUGGAGCCUGACAGCCAAACUCAGAAACUACGCGGUCCUUUAUGGGAAGAGAGCAGAAAUGGAGCCAAAACCUCUGGAUGCCAGGGCUCAAGCGAAGGUGGAACAGAAAACAACAAGAUUCAGCGUAGCCCAGUUGAAGAAAAUAAAGCAAAUAAAAACCAGCUCCCAAAGGUAACGAGUAGACAAAAGAAAGAGCAACAGCGCCUGGAAAAGAAGAAGAGACAGGAAGAGAAGCACCGCCAGAAAGCCCUGGAGAACAGAAGUAACAAUACAGAUAAUAACAGAAGUGAGACGGAUGCUAAUACUCAAGUCACCUUAGUGAAGACCUUUGCUGCUCUGAACAUCUGACUCUGUGGGCUUGAGGGGUUUUUAGUAAGCUGAAGGAAAAGGAAUCGUUGAACCCGGAAGUGUCCCAAGUUUUCCAAUGAAGCCAUCUUUAAACACAACAAGAAUUAGUUUGUCCCCAGCUCUCUUUUCUAAAUUGCUUCCUUAAUGCAUGCUUUUUUGUGUUUGUUGUUUUAACUUAUUUUUGUUUAACCACAAGUGCAGUACAAACCUUAGCUGUUACAACACCGAGAACUUCAGCUGAUGAAGGAGAUUAGGCCAGGUGAAAAAAACUCGAAAUGUGGCUUGGCUCUUUCUACAAUCUGAGUUCAGUGGUCUUGGGCUCCUUCGUUAGCAUCUUGUGGGGGGUGAGUUUUGCUGUAUUAUUGUUAAUACUGUAGAUUCAUUGUUAAAUAUCCAAGAAUGACCAGUCUCUUUUCUUUUACCCCGCAGUUUUUAAGAAUUAAUGACAGGGUAGUUUGUAAAUGAUCUCCAACUCAGGAACAAAUUUAGAUUUCACUUUUUCUUCUAAUCCAAAUUGCUUAAAACAGAAUUCAGGAAAUCUUUUCCAGAGCUCUUCAACAGGAUGAAAAAUCAUUCGUCUACAUUUCUCCACCUUCUACUGUAAUGUUUCCACCUGCAUGUAGAGUCUCUCAUUUCUGUUGCAUUCAAGCCAUACGAUGAAGACUCGUGACUGUUAACGACGCUUGGGCUGUGCAGGAAAAUCAGGGCUGGUCGAUGUGUCUUUUUUCAAGUAGGUUUCUUGCAGAUGAAUAGAUGGUUUCCUGUUGUUUACAGGAGAUUGCCGGGUUUCUGAAAUGCUUGGUGUGGGAGCCUCCUUUAACCAAACUGCUUUCAUAGAUUAAGAGAGGUGAAGGAUUUCCUGAUUUAUUUCUGGGGAAAAGCUUCACCCAAAAUGAAUUCUGUAAUUCCAAAGCCUCUUUUAUGAGUUACAAAUCAGGAUAUCUGAAGACUGGCAUUUAAAAAACAACAACAGAAAGUCUUUGGGCACCUGGUAUUCCUUUUCCUCUUUUUCAGAUACAGAAAGCUGCUACCUAGGUUUCUUUAGCUUCGUGAAAACUAAGCUAGUGGAUAAUAUAAUUACUUUUUAUUUCCUCCUUACCCCUGUUUGGGAUUUUUGAGGUCUAAAACUUCCCCCACAGAGGUCUGAGUAACUUGGAGCCAGGAGUUCAGAUUAGACAUCUUUGUCAGUGCUUCUGAGCUGGGUCAUUGCAUGUCUGAUUGUACACUAGUGUCGGUAGGUUGGAAAAAGAGGAGAGGUGGCAAUAUCCUGGUUUUUCAGAUGUGUGGAGAGUAGGGUUUUAAAAGCUGAAUGUGUGGACUGACUCAUCUCUGACAAACUUCGUUUUCGGGGCUAACAUGUUUGGCUACAAGUCAUGAGUUAAGUGAUGUUAUUUGCAGAUCAGGUGCUUUAAGAAACUCCAGCAGCUAUAAAAAAAUCCUAGUAGGGGGAAAUUUACGAGCAAUAUUUGAUUUGUAUACAUAUAGUCUAGGCCGGCCCUAGAUUCAUGGGAUUAUAUCUUUUUUUAACAACUGAAUCCCUGCUUUCUGGUGUGUAAUUUUCUUUGUCCAAGCUUUUGAUGAAUUGCACUGUAAUUAUGAAUCAUCUCAUGGGUUUUUUUUUUUUUUUUGGUUGUGUGGUUUUUGUUUUUUUCCAGAAGAGGGUGGUUUGGGACCUUUUCAAAAUACAAUGUAAUGUUUUUCAGGUUUUUUAAAUAGUUCACGGGACACGGACUGUGCAUAUUGGUCUCAUUUACAACCUUUUCCUCUGCAUAUUGCAGAAUUCCCUGCAUUCAGUAGCCUGUGCUUCCUUAUCCCAACUCUCCUGGACGCCUGCCUUUAAGUACGUUCUUUUCGGGACACUCUCUAGCCCUGAAGACAUGUGCCGUUUGGUGCCCUUCUCUGGACCAGAGCCUUUUCUGAUUUGAGCAGCCGGAAAGCAAAAGCGAGACUGGUGUGUGGAUCUUGAUCGGUCAGAGGUGCCUGAUUAAAAGGAACUUCUCCAAGACAUGGUAGAGGAAGCUUCGUCCUUCCUUCACUGGCCGCUACAUCCAGGAGAGACGUAAGGGAGAAAUCACGCUACGUUGUUCAGUACGAUCGGGAAGGAGAUAAUGGACCAAAGCGAGUGUGGCGAUUCCAGUUGCUCAAAUUCCCUGUUGGUGUGGGAAAUGCCAGCAGGGAUUAAGGGGGUGGAAUGUGAUUGUUGGCAUGUGUUUGCAGUUCCUGCUACAAGGUUUGCUCCCUGGAUGGGCAUGUGGUUACAUAAAGGGAAAACAAACUGGCGGAAGAGUACGCUCUAAGGAUGGGCUUCAAUAACCCCAGUUGGUUGCCACACUGAACUUCAGGGGGACAUUGGGGACUGGGCUGGGUGGUUGUGGAACAUGGACAGGAAACAUGGGGAUAGCACAUGUUGUCUGGAGAAAGUUGUGGCCCUAGUGGAGCUGCUGCUGCCUUCCGUCUGGAAGUAUGACUGUAAAUCUAGCGACUGCCAUUCCAACCCUCUUACUUUUUUGCUCCCAAUAGCACUCAACUGCGAUGGUGUCAGGAAAUACCUCCUGCCACCUCAGAAGUGGGUAUCCCCUCGGGGCACGCAAACCAGAUAGUUUUUCUUCCAUAAGUCCUGAAAGCACUUCUAUAGCCAUAUCAAGAUUUUAGAGAGUAUACUCUCCCUGGAGAGCAGCAAGAACGGGCCUAAGGAGAGGAGAAAUGAGCAUAUCAUUUAGAUAAGGUACUCCAGGGGAGUCCUUGAAUGUGAAUCAGUUGGAUUUAUUGAGCGCUUACUGUGCGCAGAGCGCUUGUGAAUAUGUUUCAAAGGGGAAAAUUGUAUUUCUCCCUCAACUAGAUGUGCAUAGGCUGACCUGGCCGGCUGGUCAUUGUGCUGGGGAGGUUCUGGAUUUUAGCGUGGGAAAUUUACACUGUGAAUGCUCGUUUAGCAGAGAUGGUAGGCCAUGUCAUGGCUUCCAUUUUUACACCUUUCUUCUUUCAGAGGAACUCCCUAAGUCUCUGCCUGGGUUUUACCCGGUUCAGAAUUAGAACACCUCGAUGGAAUGGAUGCAGCGAUAAUCAGUUCAACCUCCUGUGAAUGUAACAUACCAUAACUGCUCAGAUCCUUUUCCUCUCUGAAGGUACGGAAAGGGACUCUGAGGUGAAAGUAGCUGUGGAAAGUCAUUCUUGCCCAAAAGGUCCUUUCAGGGAUGGAAGAGAGGAGUUUAAUGUCUUCAUUUGUUGGGCCGGUGACUGUCUCUUCCUCUGCUUUGGUUAUAAAAAUAGAAAUUGAUCUGUCUCCCUUGUGGUUGUAUCUGCGCUUGAACUAUGAAUCCGCUAGAUCGAGUCCAUCAGUUUUUCUCGUGUUUUGCUGCCUCUCCGAUUCUUUCUGCCAUUCUCCAUCUUGUGUUUCCCGCCACUGAGGCACUGAAAUGGAGUGUGUUUCAUAAUAAGUGUGGGAUCAGUAAUACAGAGUCUUUUCCUACUAGAUUAUCUUACGGAAUCCCACCACAGUUCAUCAGGAAGGGAAGGCAACCUGUCGACAAUCGCGUGGUCCCCUGGGAAGCCAAUCGAUACAUCUGGCUGUAGUACCUUGUGAGAAGAACUCUGAUAUUUGGUGUCCUUCACGUCAGAUCGAGGCCCGUAGACCGUUUCAUCCUAACCCCGGUCCCUUCACCAUUGCUCGAGAGACACGGAAUGGCGUCCAGGCCGAAAACUUGUGACGCCUCUCUUGCCCUUCCUUUUUUGUGCAUCUCCUGAUCGACGUCAGUCCAGCACCUCUUCACCAGCAGCAAGUUCAUUUAAAAGGAAGUUAAAAGCUAUUGCACUUCAGGUGACUCAGGAGUCAAAGCCAAUUUGUCUAAGGCUGAAACUGUGGUUGUAGCAUGCGUGUAUUCCCCUUUCUAGAGGGGAGAGACAGAAAGAGAGAGAGAGAGAGAGAGUGUGUGUGUGUGUAUAUGUGUGUAAAGAUGAGUCUCCAGAGAGCCUUUUUCGCAUUAUCUAAUUGCACAAUGCUUAUUUUAGCUUUCAUCUGGAGAUACCUUAGACCUCCAAGAGAGCAGGAGCCAUAGAGCGAACAAAUGUAGCCUCAUCUAAGGAUCUCGAUUGUGAGACUUGAGACCUACAGUCUUAAAUGGUACACCCCCAAGGUGUUGUCUUUCUGUGGAUUUCCGUUGAUCUGACACUUAAAAAAAUGAACCAAAGUACUGUAUUUGGCUAUCUGCAGUGUUUCCCAGACCAAAUGUUUCUGUUCUCUUUUCUUCAUUUUAAAGACUUGGUGCAAUAGAAGCUGCAAAGAUGUGCCACUUUAUGAAACUGGAGUUUUGUAUAACCAAUCAAUUGUAGAUUAAAAGCAAAGCUUUCGAGUUGGUUUUUUUUUUUAA
Tachyglossus aculeatus (Australian echidna) is the source of this 5603-nucleotide messenger RNA. RefSeq names its product OTU deubiquitinase 3 (gene OTUD3). Gene Ontology annotation, biological process: protein deubiquitination. Gene Ontology annotation, molecular function: cysteine-type deubiquitinase activity. The transcript is spliced from 8 exons. Bases 31 to 1239 code for a protein of 402 amino acids. Lineage: Eukaryota; Metazoa; Chordata; Mammalia; Monotremata; Tachyglossidae. The record is from RefSeq and is a predicted model, not a curated record.